Solanum verrucosum is the source of this 3255-nucleotide messenger RNA. RefSeq names its product probable LRR receptor-like serine/threonine-protein kinase At3g47570. The transcript has 3 exons. Gene Ontology annotation, molecular function: protein kinase activity; receptor serine/threonine kinase binding; ATP binding. NCBI's taxonomy places the organism in Eukaryota, Viridiplantae, Streptophyta, Magnoliopsida, Solanales, Solanaceae. Gene Ontology annotation, biological process: protein phosphorylation. The record is from RefSeq and is a predicted model, not a curated record. The coding region runs from base 1 to 3255 and encodes 1084 amino acids.
AUGGACAGAAAUUGCAUUCUUCUCUUUGUUCUUGUAGUUUUCAUUCUACUCCAUCACCAUACUUCACUUGCUACUGUUCCUAACCUUAACACCGAUGAAGCUUCUCUUCUUGCUCUUAAACCACACAUUUCUUCUCAUCCUAACAACAUCUUAGAAAGCAACUGGUCUUCUUCAACCCCGGUUUGCAGCUGGAUCGGAAUCACUUGCAGCUCCCUCCACAAUCGAGUCACUGCUUUAGACAUUUCUAGCAUGCAACUUCAUGGUACCAUUCCUCCACACCUUGGAAACCUCUCAUUUCUUGUUUCCCUCAACAUAAGUUACAACGCUCUCCAUGGAUAUUUGCCAGUAGAGUUGGCUCAUUUGCAGAGGCUGAAAUUGAUUGAUGUCACAAGCAAUAACUUCACUGGAGCCAUUCCAUCAUUUUUAAGUUUGUUACUAAACCUACGCUUUGUGUACCUAUCGAGCAAUCAAUUUUCAGGGAAAAUUCCAUCCUCCCUUUCCAAUCUAACAAAACUGGAAGUCUUGAGAUUGAAGAUGAAUUUUCUCGAAGGAGAGAUUCCUCGAGAAAUCGGUGAUCUUCAUUAUAUGACUGACUUAGUCCUGGAACGUAAUCAUCUUAGUGGCUCUAUACCACCAUCAAUCUUUAACAUUACGACAAUGCAAUUCAUUGCUCUUACCGGUAACAAUCUUAGUGGUAAUCUUCCCACAACUAUAUGCGACCAUCUUCCAAACUUGAAAGGGCUUUACCUCUCAAUAAACUACCUGAGUGGCGUUAUUCCACCAAACAUACAAAAAUGCAGAAAGCUUCAAGUCUUGGCAUUGACUUACAAUGAGUUCAGUGGAAAUGUACCAAGAGAGCUAGCCAACUUAACAGAUCUUAUAGAAUUACAUUUUGCAUUCCUGCAUUUAGAAGGAGAGAUACCAGUGGAGCUCGGUAAUCUUCAAAAACUACAGCAUCUGACAUUAGCGCAGAACGAGUUAACUGGUUCUGUUCCUGCAAGCAUUUUCAACAUGUCAGCACUGAAGGGUCUAGCACUUGCAAUAAAUAAGCUUUCAGGUACUCUACCUUCAGAUUUAGGUCGCGGAAUGCCCAAUAUAGAAGAACUUUAUUGUGGAGAAAAUUAUCUUAGUGGUUUUGUCUCUGCUUCAAUCUCAAAUUCUUCGAAACUCAGAAAUCUUGAUCUCUCACACAACAAUUUUUUCACGGCUCCAAUUCCUGAAUCACUCGGUAACUUAGAAUACCUUGAGGAUCUAAACUUGGAAAAUAACAAUUUUUUCAGUGAUUCAAAAUUUAGCUUCCUUAAAUCAUUGACAAACUGUAGGAAUCUAAGACUACUUUGGUUAGGUAAUAAUCCAUUGGAUGGUGUUUUGCCUGCAUCUAUUGGUAAUUUCUCCAACUCCUUGCAAAGUUUUGAAGCACAAGGCUGUAAACUGAGUGGUGUCAUUCCGAAAGAAAUUAGUAAUCUUACUGGAGUGACAACGAUUAGUCUAUUUAACAAUGAGUUGACUGGAUAUAUUCCAGAAACUUUCCAAAGCAUGUUGAAACUUCAAGAACUGUACCUAAAAAACAACAUGAUAGAAGGAAUCAUACCAGAUGUUAUCUGCCAUCUAACGAAUCUUGGUGCAUUAGACUUGUCAGGAAAUCAAUUUUCUGGUUCAGUGCCCUCAUGCUUAGGAAACGUUACCAGUUUGAGGAAACUUAAUCUAGCUUACAACAGGCUGAAUUCUAGAUUAACGGCAAAUUUGGGGAGCCUUCAAGACCUCAUAGAAUUCAAUGUUUCAUCCAAUUCAUUAAGUGGUCCGAUUCCUCUGGAGUUGGGAAAUUUAAAGGCAGUGACACUCAUUGAUUUGUCAAAAAAUGAAUUUUCUGGUAAAAUUCCUAGCACUUUAGGCGGUCUAGCUGAAUUGAUAAAUCUUUCUCUAGCACAUAAUAGGUUAGAUGGGCCUCUUCCAGAUUCAUUUGGCAAAAUGUUGUCACUGGAAUACUUGGAUUUGUCCUAUAACAGUCUUAGUGGUGAAAUUCCAAAGUCAUUAGAAGCUCUUCUGUAUCUCAACUACAUGAAUUUCUCGUUCAAUAAGCUCAGUGGAGAAAUUCCCAUUGGUGGUCCUUUUGCAAAUGUCACUAGUCAAUCUUUCUUGUCCAAUGAUGCACUCUGUGGUGACUAUCGGUUUAACGUAAAACCAUGUCAAACCAAAUCUACAAAGAAGUCAAGAAGAAAAAGAGUGCUUAUAGGUUUAUACACAUUGUUAGGGAUGGGAUCACUCCUUGUGUUGGUAGUUGGAUAUGUGGUGUUAAGAUUGAGAAAGACAAAGAAGAAUGCAAGUCAAGCAGAUGUGUCUCUGGUGAAAGAACAUGAAAGAAUUUCCUAUUAUGAACUUGAACAAGCAACAGAAGGAUUCGACGAAAGCAACUUGCUUGGUACAGGGAGUUUUAGCGUGGUCUACAAAGGGAUACUUAAGGAUGGUACUCUUUUGGCAGCAAAGGUAUUCAAUGUGCAAUUGGAGGGUGCAUUCAAAAGUUUCGACACGGAAUGUGAGAUACUCCGGAACCUUCGCCACAGAAAUCUGACCAAAGUCAUUACAAGCUGUGCCAACCUUGAUUUCAAGGCCCCGGUGUUGGAAUACAUGCCCAAUGGGACACUUGAUAAAUGGUUAUACUCUCACAACUUGUUCUUGAACUUAUUACAGAGACUGGAUAUAAUGAUAGAUAUUGCAUCUGCAAUGAACUAUCUCCACAAUGGCUACUCAACGCCUGUGGUGCAUUGUGACUUGAAGCCAAGUAAUGUCUUGCUAGAUCAGGAAAUGGUUGGUCAUGUCAGUGAUUUUGGCAUUGCGAAAUUGCUAGGUGAAGGGGAGGCUUUUGUUCAAACAAGGACAAUUGCAACCAUUGGAUAUAUUGCUCCAGAGUAUGGACAAGAUGGAAUAGUAUCCAUGAGCUGUGAUGUUUAUAGUUUUGGCAUCCUGAUGAUGGAGACGUUCACAAGAAAGAGGCCAAGUGAUGAAAUGUUUACCGAAGAAUUGAGCAUACAACGUAGGGUUAGUAAUUCCUUCCCAAGUGGAAUUCAUAAGGUGGUGGAUUACCAUUUGGUACAGCCAGGGGAUGACCAUAUUGAUGCAAAGAUGCAAUGUUUGUUAUCUAUCAUGGAAUUAGCUUUGAGCUGUACUUUAGUGACACCUGAUGCAAGAAUUGGCAUGAAAGAUGCUCUUUCAAAACUGAAAAAGAUUAGGCUACAGAUUGUCAAUAGUCUGCACUAG